This is a messenger RNA of Spodoptera exigua (beet armyworm), 312 nucleotides long. Lineage: Eukaryota; Metazoa; Arthropoda; Insecta; Lepidoptera; Noctuidae. The record is from the annotation of a GenBank genome assembly.
AUGCUUUUCGUUACAGUUAGCAAAUUUGGAGGCUUCGAAGAAAGCGUCACCCUUGAAGAUAAAGAAGCUCUAUGUUCUGGCUGGUCAUUUGUACAGCCAAAGUUCUGUCGACGGCAGUCGCGGGCGGGAGGCGGCGCGGUGCUGGCGCGGCGCGCGGGCGGCGCACUGGGCGGCGGCGGGCGCGGCGCGGGCGCGGGCGCGGCCCCUGCGCGCCGACCUGGCCGCGCGCGCCGCCGCACGACUCAUGCAGCACCAUGCGGCGCUGCACCCCGCAAUGCACACACAGGUCACCAUCACGACAGAUUCCAUUAA